Molecule: messenger RNA, 370 nt
Organism: Caenorhabditis angaria
Lineage: Eukaryota; Metazoa; Nematoda; Chromadorea; Rhabditida; Rhabditidae
Source: the annotation of a GenBank genome assembly
AUGAGCUCAAAUCGCAAACGUGGUGGAACUAAUGAACCGGACGAUUAUUCACAAAAAAGACGACGAAACAAUGAAGCUGUUAACAGGUGAAAUUUCUUGAGAUUUGCAGAUUUUUGGUGAAAAAUGAAGAAAAUUUGCAGAACUCGUCAAAAAAAGCGACAAGAGGAAAGUGAAACGGCGACCAAAGUUGAUGAGUUGAGAAAGGAGAAUGAGACAUUGGAACGAAAGGUAUUUACUAAGACAAUUUGAAGAAAAAAUCAAAAAUCCCAUAUUUUAGGUAGAUUCACUGCAAAAAGAGUUGUCGUUUCUCAAGGAAAUGUUUGUACAAUAUGCAAAAGGAAAGAAGAAUGGCGAAGGAACUUCUAAAUAA